Molecule: messenger RNA, 2282 nt
Organism: Penaeus indicus
Lineage: Eukaryota; Metazoa; Arthropoda; Malacostraca; Decapoda; Penaeidae
Product: homeobox protein GBX-2-like
Exons: 4
Coding region: 725-2065 (446 amino acids)
Biological process (GO): regulation of DNA-templated transcription
Molecular function (GO): DNA-binding transcription factor activity, RNA polymerase II-specific; DNA binding
Source: RefSeq, a predicted model, not a curated record
CAUCGCUUGAAAUCGUCCGUUAACUUCGUACCAAUUAUUUGAAUUUUUAAAAAAGAAGAAAAAUCUGAAACACGAAAAAAGUGGCGGGAAAAAUAUCUGUGUGAUUCCUAACCGUUUGAGAAUUUAAAAAAAAAAAGAAAGAAAGCAUAAUUGAUUGAUUUAAUCAUCAUUAUGACUACCAUCUGAUUAUUCUCCGAUGAUUUUUUUUAAUGAAUAAGGAAAACCAAAACGAAACGAAACUAGAUACGACGAAAAAUCUAACCACCUCGGAAGUGAAUUAACAACGAGACCAAACUCCGGAUAAAGUGACCCGACGACCUUUCACCUUUGACCUCUCGCGGCUACCGUCUUGACCUGGAUCGGACGGUAAUGUGACCUGCCUUAUCAGCCCCAUCGGUGUCCGGGUUCAUCGCAUGCCGAGCUGCCGAUAAGGAAAGAAGCUUCAUGCCUAAAUUCGGAUAAGAAAGAGGAAUAUAGACGAAAGCGAAGGGAAAAAGGGAAGGAAAGGAAUAUAUAAGUGAUAAGAAGGGAUAAUAGAAGGGAGGAAAAGAAUAGAAAAAAAGGGAAAAGGAAAAAAAAGAGAUAUAGAAAGAGAAAGAGAGAGAAAGGAAAAGAAAUAAUGGAAAGUUAACAAAUCGCCAUUGGACUGAUUGAUUGACUGAACUUGACUGAUCCUUCUGCGGAUUUUUUUAUUUGGCGAAAACGAGAAGCGAAGGAGGCCGAGAUGUCCUCCUCGCCCCCCCGACUUACCCUCCAAAACGACUCCUUCUCCAUCGAGUCCCUCUUGUCCUGCAGACGACCCGAGUCCCACGCCCCACACCAGGUCGUCUCCUCCCAGGUCCUGUCCCCUCUCCCCCCCUCUCCCACGACCACCACCACCUUCCUCCCCCCUCCCCCUCCACCUGCACCCCAGGUCACUCUCCCUCAAGGCCCGCCGCCUCUCCCCGUCCUCCUCCCGAGCCUCAGACACGAUCCUCAAGGGCGACCGACGAAGCUCCCCGAACUCUGCCGGAGGACGACCUCGCCCCAGCCCUCGGACCUGACCCCGGCCUCGCUCUACUUCGCGAGCUUGAGGGCGAGCUCCGAGCCUCCUCCUCCUCCUUCCAAGCGCCUGCUCCAGCCGCCGCGUGUCGAGGGGGACAUCACCAGUUCGAGAGACGGCGUCGAGGAGGAGGUCGAAGGGGAGGAGGGCGACCUAGACGACGAGGAGAUGCGCGAGUGUGACCCCGGCGUCGAGGAUGAGGUGGAGGACGACGACGACGAGGAGGACGUGGUCGUCGACGAUGGCGGGAGCUCGCACUCGACCGAGGGGGACGUCGGAGUGUCGACUUCCUCGCCCUCGGAGCCGCAGCAGAGUGACACCGAAGACUCAAGAACAACGGAAGAACGGAAGAAACGGCCGAGAACCGCCUUCACCGCCUCGCAGAUCAAAGCUCUAGAACAAGAAUUUGAGAAGAACAAAUACCUGUCAGUAAGCAAGAGACUCCAGCUCUCCAAACAGCUCAAGCUCACGGAGACGCAGAUCAAAAUCUGGUUCCAGAACCGCCGGACGAAGUGGAAAAGGAAGUACACGAACGACCUGGAAUUGAUGGCACAACAGUACUACUCCGCCCUGGGAAUCCUCAGCCCCCGGCCCAUGGUGGUUGGGGAUAGAUUAUGGUUGUUCAGCUACCCGAUGGGCCACCCGAACCAGCACACUGUCGGUCACCAUGGCAACGGGCUGCCUCCCUUACCCUCGCCGCUCCCCUCGCCCGGCCUCCCUCACCUGUCACCACACUGCCUCCCUUCCCUCCCACUCCCCUCCUCAUUGGUCGCUCCGUCUGGGGAACGACCAAUCGUACAACCGAGUCCCAUUAACCCUCUCAUAGACCGGCAUAUGAUUGGUGGAUCCCACAGUUUGCCGCCGAGUUCCCUGUCUCCUAUUGGUUCAGGGUCACUGCCCACUCUGACGUCACCAAUGUUUACACACGGCUCGACCAAUCACCUCUCGGCGUUGAGCUCGCUGCACAACACGGUGAACAGUCUCGGGCAUCCAAAUCAACACGAGAACAGAUCCGGCGUUUAGAACAAGAAGAGAUUCGCAACUUUUCCUAAAUACGCUUCCUUGACAAACAAAAAUGGAGUUCCUACACAUAACUUAAAAUGUCUAAUCAAGUCUGAAAAGACUCGUUACUCGCAAGUCAUCUUAUCUGAGCCUAUAAGAGAGAUGACUAAGCAGGUUUUCUUUGUUAAGGCUAAAAGUGACAAAUGCCACUCCUUCCUCUAUUAACUUAUUAUGACGA